Puntigrus tetrazona (Sumatra barb) is the source of this 6138-nucleotide messenger RNA. RefSeq names its product mitogen-activated protein kinase kinase kinase 21 (gene map3k21). The transcript has 11 exons. Gene Ontology annotation, biological process: protein phosphorylation. The coding region runs from base 897 to 3959 and encodes 1020 amino acids. The record is from RefSeq and is a predicted model, not a curated record. NCBI's taxonomy places the organism in Eukaryota, Metazoa, Chordata, Actinopteri, Cypriniformes, Cyprinidae. Gene Ontology annotation, molecular function: ATP binding; JUN kinase kinase kinase activity; protein binding.
CCUUCUCUCCUCUGGGGUCAGUCGAGUUGGAGGAGCGGAGAAGCGAUGGCGGUACGCGCAUAGACUUUACCAAGCAAAGUUUAAGCUGCUCCAAAAAAAAAAAGUCUUUGGAUCUACGCGAGAGGGGGAAACGCCGUUUUUGUAACGCUGGUGAAUGAGCGAAGUGCGCGCCAGACUGACUCCGCUGAGCGUUUCCUUUCGCUCGCGCGUGACGAGUCCUUGGCGACGGCGGAAUUUCGGGAGCCGCGGUUAAUAGUUAGUGAAGUUCGGAGAGAGAGCUAACGCGUUAGCACGGCUCUUUAGCCUGCUCGCGUAAAGUGCUUCAACUAGCCGGAGACGGUCUCUGUGGAGGUUCUGGACAUAUACGCGCUCGAGUUAAUUGGUGACUUAUCUUAGGUGGUGAAUUAAUCGCGUGUAUAUUUAGCUCGAUUCAUUCGCCCGGGAUGAGCAGGUACUUUGCACCUGUAGCCUCACGGCUUGAAAACUUUCCCGGUUAGGUAUGUUGUUUACCGUCAUCUUUUACGAAGAUUAUAUUCUUUUGGACAUCUGGUUGCGCUUCAAUCGCUAGACCGAUAAUGUAGCGUUCACUCUCAAAAGUAAUGUUAAAAAGAGUUAGCGUCGCGAGUGUUCCGGCUAACGCUGAUGUCCCUGCUUCAGAGACGCUUCGCUCUCCCAGACUGGUUAUCUGGCUUACGUGGAAACAAAGCAAUGCGUCCCUUAACCUCUAUUAAGCCGGAUUUAACCUGACCGACUCUCCAUUAAUGGUAUAAAGUGACCUGACUGGGGUUCUUGGGAACUUUUUUGUGUGUAUGUGUCAUUGAGGAAUACGCCUACAAGACUAGUUUACUUUGAUUUGACAUCACGGCACCCUAUGGUGCUCCUGCAGGCACCGAGACAUGGAUGUUCCCCAGGCCGUUUUCCCAAACGGUGAGGGGCGCCUGAGCCUCCAAGACCAUGUCUGGACGGAGUCCUCCGGCUCGGGGGCUUGGGCUCACUCUGCGCCCGUGUGUCCCCGUUCGCUCUGGACCGCGGUGUUUGAUUACGAGGCCAGCGGGGAGGACGAGCUCAGCCUGCGGCGAGGAGACGUGGUGGAAGUCCUGUCCAAGGACGCUGCCAUCUCGGGAGACGAAGGCUGGUGGACUGGUAAAAUUAACCAUCGCGUGGGCAUCUUCCCGUCUAAUUAUGUUACUUACCAACCGGCCAUUUACAGGGCGGUGGGGGCUCGCGAGAGCGACCCUUCCGCUCCCGUUCGAAUACCGUUUUCUGAACUUGUCCUGCAAGAAAUCAUCGGCGUUGGUGGGUUUGGCAAAGUCUACCGGGGGACCUGGAAAGACCAGGAGGUCGCGGUGAAGGCAGCUCGACAGGACCCCGACGAGGACAUUAAAGCGACUGCAGACAGUGUUAAGCAAGAAGCCAAACUUUUCUCCAUGCUUCAGCAUCCUAAUAUUAUUAAACUGGAGGGGGUGUGUUUGGAGGAGCCUAAUUUGUGUUUGGUUAUGGAAUAUGCCCGAGGAGGGACCCUGAACCGCGCUUUGACGGGCAGGAGGAUCCCCCCUCACAUCCUCGUGAACUGGGCCGUCCAGAUCGCCAGAGGCAUGCAGUAUCUCCACGAGGAGGCUGUGGUUCCCAUUAUUCACCGAGACCUCAAGUCCAGCAACAUUUUAUUACUUGAAAAAAUUGAGAAUGAUGACAUUGGUCGAAAAACACUGAAGAUUACUGACUUUGGCCUGGCCCGUGAGUGGCAUAAAACGACCAAAAUGAGUGCAGCUGGCACUUAUUCCUGGAUGGCUCCUGAGGUCAUCAAGUCCUCUCUGUUUUCCAAAGGGAGUGAUGUCUGGAGCUACGGAGUCCUCCUUUGGGAAUUACUGACUGGAGAGGUUCCUUACCGUGGCAUUGACGGUUUGGCAGUUGCAUAUGGAGUGGCUGUCAACAAAUUAACCCUUCCCAUUCCAUCUACUUGUCCUGAACCUUUUGCUAAGCUCAUGGAGGAAUGCUGGGAGCAGGAUCCACACAUCCGUCCGUCUUUUGCAUCCAUCUUGGAGCAGCUGACUGCUAUAGAAGAGGCGGUGAUGGCCACCAUGCCACAGGACUCCUUCCACUCCAUGCAGGAGGACUGGAGAAUAGAGAUCCAAGAGAUGUUUGAUGAGCUACGCACUAAAGAAAAGGAGCUCCGUUCACGUGAGGAGGAGCUGACGCGAGCAGCCCUUCAGCAGAAGUCUCAUGAAGAGCUGUUGAAGAGAAGGGAACAGCAGCUGGCUGAGCGGGAAAUUAAUGUGCUUGAGCGUGAGCUCAACAUCCUCAUAUUCCAACUCAACAAGGACAAGCCCAAUGUUAAGAAACGAAAGGGCAAGUUCAAACGCAGCCGCCUCAAACUCAAAGAUGGCAACCGCAUCAGCUUACCCUCAGAUUUUCAGCAUAAAAUCACGGUUCAGGCCUCUCCGACUAUGGACAAGAGAAGAAGCCUCAACAGCAACAACUCCAGCCCUCCCAGCAGCCCUACACUGAUCCCUCGCCUCAGAGCCAUUCAGUUGAGCCACCCAAGUGACACUAGCCGAAGGGGCAGUAUGUUUGUGUAUCACCAGGAUGUGGAUAUCACAAGCGAGUGUAAACCACCUAGCGGGUUUAGGAAGAAAGUGACCUUGGAUGAGAGCAAUAGGACAUGGGGUCGAAGCACCAAUUACAAACCUGAGGAGUUUGAAGAUGUUAAGAAAGGGUUUAAGAAGAAGGGCCGCACAUGGGGGCCAAGCUCUGUGCAGACCAAGGAAAGAGGAAAUUGUGCUGAAAGAAUUCGACCUCUUUCAGAUGGAAGCAGUCCCUGGUCCACUAGUCUUAUGAAGUCCCAGAAAUCUGUUCCAUUGGCUGCAUUAUUUGCAGAACAAGGAAGCAAAAAAGAUGAGGUGUGCUCUGCUGAUGGAUCUGAAAACAAACCAAAGCAACUCAAGUUCCCCAACCAGGUGUAUAUUGAUCUACCUCUGUGGAAGGAUGAGCAGGGGGAGUGCCAGGGGCCGGCUGGUGGAGGUGAGAGCCAGGAGGACCCAGCAACCUCCACCAGUUCCACCAGCACCACGCCGCAGCACACACCCACCAACAGCCUGAAGCGUAGCACCACGCGCCGGCGCACAGACACUGUUCUCUAUGGCUGCGCCUCCAUCCUGGCUUCCGUGGCCUUCGGCUUCGACCUGCGGGAGGUUUGUAAAGGUGCUGCUAAUGAGGAGCCAGAGCCACGUGAGGAGAAGAAAAAGCGCGAGGGCCUGUUUCAGCGCGCCACUCGCUUCCGUCGAAGCACCAGCCCCCCCGGUGGGCGCUCGCGCAAGGAUGAGGUUACCCCAGGACCCGUAAACCUGCUCGCCAUGUCAUCGAUUUCUGAGUGCAACUCCACUAAGUGCCUCCUGCAGUCAGAUUUUGAGGGGUCUAGGUAUAACCUAGUGAACGAGUCUCCGGCUAGCCAUUCCCAGACACAUCAGAAUAUAGGCACUAGUGACGGCCCUCUCUCAGCCCCUCUACAAGAUCAUACUUCUGGAUCCAGCUCUCGGCUUAGGAGAAAGAAGUCCAGCCCUGCUGUGUGUCAGACCAUUAAUGGCAGCAGUAGCUCCCAGCCUAGUCCUGCUGAUUUCUCUACCACUUCCCUGAAGAAGAAGGCUGACAGAGAGCCUGCUCAGGAGAAGCAAGCCUCCAAGGAAUCAGCAUCUAGACCCAGGCCGCUUUCCCUGAGAAGCAAACCUCACUCCUGGGGUCUUCUAAAGAGCCGCAAUAAGAGCUAUUCUCUCGGGCACUACUCUGGGGAAAAGAGUGCCCAAAAUUUGGACAUGGUCCUCCCCUCAGAGGUCAAAAUGGGCUGCUCUUUGCUGGAUAUGGACACAGAGGGUCAAAAACGAGACUGCACAGUUCCCCUCUGUCGAAUACAGAGCACACCAAGCCGACCGUCUGUCUUUGAACUGGAGAAAGAGUUUUUAUCCUGAAAAUAAGCUGCAUCUGGAACAGUCUUUUUUCUGUCUUGAAUCUGUCUGUUCAACAUGACGUUUAGUUGUUGUUGUUUUUUUCCCCAAGAUUAACAUCAUGGCCUUUGAUCUAUAUUUGAGCCAUUGCUGCUGGAGAUGUUCUGUGGUACUUUUAUUUAUAUGCUGUUUACUUUGAUAUGUAAUUUAAUAUGAAGUGACAUAUAUGAAGUGAAUGAUCAACAUUCCACUGGAUUUACAGUAGAAUUGCUGGUUUAUAGUUUUUACAAAGUGACUUGAUUUGUGAACCUUUUACACUGAUGAACAAGAUCGCAGAUUCUGUAAGAAACUACUGAUUUUUAAAGUGUUCAGGCAUUUGAUUUCAUAUCACGUAAUGUCAUAUGAAAGGCAUAAACAGGGCCCACAGUGUUUAUAUAAAUAAUAGUUGUACAGAUGAAGUGGCAUAGCUAAUGUGAUUGACCAAACAUAGCUCUUUAUAUUUCCUGUACUAAUACAUUACAUUUUCAGGGUUUUAGCUCUCUUAUAUUUGAAAUAGAUUUCUACUACUUGUUUGUUUUUUUUUUACGUAUUAUUUGCCUAAAGUUAUAUUGGAAAAGAACCUCAUGGACUCUCUUCUUUUUUAGCUCUAAGUCAGAUGCAUGUUAUCUAACUAUGCUUUUUAGAGGUAUACACAUGCCUGUAGCUUUUUAGAUUGCAUAACCCAAAUGGGAAGCAAAAAUAUAUAGAUAUUGCAUUAUGCUGCCAAAUAGUGAUAAAUGAAUUAACUAACUACUAGUUAGUUAGUCUAUCAAUAUUGCUGUUAUUUACAAAUCAUUCCACUCUAUACGAUACCUAAAAAUGAAUUGAACCGAUAGAUUCAUCAAGCACCCGAAUGCUACGUGAAACUGUUAACGACUGAGUGGCUUGAUUUUUAAGCUGCGGUAGGUUCACAAAAAAAAUGAAUGCAGAAUGUUUAGAGUUAUAGCUGAUCAUAUAAUCGUUCAAUCAGGAUUUGGUGCUUGAACUGUGUGCGACCGAUUUAAUCAGUUUCUGCAAAACCCAAAUGCUUUUUUUUUUUUUUUUUUUUUAAACCGUCAUUAUAUUCGAACUGUUUUAUCAAUCAUUACCCUUUGUAAAAGACUGAGUUAUUAACUUGUUCAUUGUCUAUCGCGGACAUAAGUGGUUCAGUGUCAUGCUUUUUCCGUUUUCUCUGUGUGUCGCUUAAAAUGUUUUGUAUCUGUGGAGACUGAUCUGAUUCGUUAUUUUGAGGUUAUAGGCUGUCAAAUGGAAGAGUGCCGUGCUCUUAGUUUGUCGGUGAAGAUGCGUUUGAGAAACAACUCAGUAUUGAAAAGCUUGCUGUAGUAAAGAUUAGAAUUAUUUACUGUAAUUACAUCAGCAUAAAUGUACCUUUUGUUCAGAACUAAUCGGAGGUUUUCUCACUGACUCCUGCUCAAAAACACCCAUUAUGUGGUGCUGUUUUGAAGAAAGAAGAACAAAAUAUGUUUUGUAGCACUGGGAUUUUCGAGUCACGAUGAUCGUUCAUUACACGUAUGAUGUUACUGUAUCGAGGCAGAAUGAUUACUUUUAGUUUAGGUAGACAACUGCACAUUACGAUUCAUGAGAACAAAGGACUUGGAGAGACAUUGUGGUGCCUCCCUUUUUAUGUCUUGCAAUGAUCAUUACUAGAUGAAGUAAUAACGUGAUGCCUGUUUUUAAGGAAUUCGUCUGGUGUUAUUGUUUAAGCACAAUCAUUGCUCCCGUCGUGGGAGAACUGCAGAGAUCAAACUUUUAAAGCGUUUUUUUUUUUUUUUUUUUUUUUUUCCAAACGUGAAGGACCCGGGUGUGGGAGUGACCGAAAACAGGAAGAUUUACGUUUUCACCAAAGCUGAAGUCUUGGAUUGUGAAACGGUUUCGUGAAAAGAUUGUUACAUGGUACACAUGCACUGCCGAUAGUUUCGCUGGUUUUGCUCUUUAGCGUAUGUUUGUAUUGAGCUUUGUUUUAUCCGAUGUUUUACUACCCAUGUGACCGAUUUAAUGUUAAAAGCUGUUCUGUUCGGAUGUGGACUGGUUAAUUGCUCCAGGAGGGCUCAAAAAAAAAAAAAAGAAAAAAAAAAGGGCUGAGCCCAGAAUCAUCUCAUUUAUAUCAAAUUCUACUAUUUUGCUGUACACAAGUGACCAAUAAAUACUUUAUACAACAUUUAAA